Molecule: messenger RNA, 921 nt
Organism: Xenopus laevis (African clawed frog)
Lineage: Eukaryota; Metazoa; Chordata; Amphibia; Anura; Pipidae
Product: olfactory receptor 5V1
Exons: 1
Coding region: 1-921 (306 amino acids)
Source: RefSeq, a predicted model, not a curated record
AUGGUUAACCAAACAAAAGUUUAUAUGCUGGUUCUCACUGGACUCACUAAUGUUCCAAGUCUUCAGCUUCUUCUGUUUCCAGUGUUUCUCCUGAUCUAUAUUAUGACUCUGAGUGGGAAUCUUCUCAUCUUUCUCAUGGUCUUCAUUGAUUCUCAUCUUCAAACCCCCAUGUACUUCUUCCUUGGAACCCUGGCAUGUCUGGACAUGAGUUACUCCUCAGUCACUGUCCCAAGAAUGCUCUUUGAUUUACUCACAGAAAGAAGGGACAUUUCUGUGCAAGCUUGUAUAACUCAGAUCUACUUCUUCUUCUUUUUUGCAAUAUCAGAGGCAUUUUUGUUGGCCGUGAUGUCCUAUGACAGAUAUAUCGCUAUCUGCUGCCCUCUUCACUACAUGCAGAUAAUGAGUUGGAAAUUUUGUGUUCAGCUUGUGUCAGAAGUACUAGUUUUUGGUAUAGUACAUUCCUUGGUGCACACAGUUUUUUUAACCAAACUGACCUUUUGCAGGCCUGAAGCUUUGCAAAGUUUCUUUUGUGACCUGCCCCAGUUGCUUCAGGUCUCCUGUAGUGACACAUUCAUCAAUGUAUUGCUUAUAUUUCUCUCUGGUAUAAUGGUUGGUGGUGUUGUUUUAGUGGUUACAUUUUACCCAUACAUCAUUAUAAUCUCCACUGUUUUAAAAAUCCCAUCAAAAAACAUGGUAUCAAAGGCUUUAUCCACCUGCUCCUCUCAUCUAACUGUGGUCUUUAUAUUUUAUUCUUCUUUUUUCUUCAAUUAUUUGCGCUCAAAUGCAAAGUAUCGUUUCACAGAGGACAAAGUGGCUUCUGUAAUUUAUGCUAUAUUAACCCCUUUUUUAAAUCCUCUGAUCUACAGUCUGAGGAAUCACGAGCUUAAAACCUCACUAAGAAGGUGUUUACAUAGAUUGUAA